CCUCGGUGGCGUAAUAGACUAUACUAGACGUCGCUUAUAUUUCACAGCGAUACGCAACUUAUACAUAAGCACGGUUCUUGAUAGUAUAGGGAGCUCAAUAUUACGAGUCCAAUACGAAAUCCUACCCAAGGCUAUCAUCGUUUGAGAUCCUUUAUCAUAUAAGGCAAGAACAAACAUGCCGGACACCACGCCAGCGCAAAUAUUAUGCGGGACUCAAGGAUCGGACCAAGGACAAUGCCGGCAAAGGCAUAUAGAACUACCUGGUAGUAACUUGCCCACUCCGCCCAAUGGAUGGCCAGAUAUAAGAGGUCUUAAUCAGCUUCAGGCCAGCCGCGAGGAAUGGCUCAAUGGUGAUGCUCUUGAUAAAGCGCUAAAGGUGUACCACAACAGCUUGCCGAAGCUGGCCAGGGACUUGAUCCACAUUGCAGACACGAGUAUCGAGGGAAUAUUUGGGACUAGCACCAAAGCGUUUGAGGACAUAUUGGCAAGAAAUUACAACAGAUUCUGUCGGAGUCUUAGACGGACCGAAUAUACCCUGUGGCCGAUGAACAUACAUGGUAAUCAUUGGGAGUUAGGUGUUAUCCGUAAAGAGAAUCCGAAUAAUGAAAAUGAGGGAUGGACAAGAAUUGUUCAGGUGGGCAUUAUCGAUUCGUGGGAAGAUACGAAGAGGGGGCCUAGAAAACAAUUUGCUGAAGGUCGACUAAAAAAGUUCCUUAAAAAAAAUAAAUUCACAUUUGAUCGGCAUCACCGGCGCGACGUGUCGACAGACCGGCAGUUAGACAUGUGGAGCUGCGGUCUCCGAACGUUUUGGGCAGCAAGGCAUAUUAUGGACCGGAUAGUGGCUAUGACGCGAGGUGACACCUAUCAUUAUAACGAAACCCUCUGGGAAGACAUGGCCGGGUGGUUCAACCCCGACUUGGUGAGAUGGGAGAUGAUUGGCCUUACUGCAUACGAUGCUGUUCGAGAAAUGGGCUAUAGAGCACGUAUCGCGGUGGAAGUGGUUAGCACUUCUCGGGACGGAGCUCAAGACGUAGACGCGGCAACUUUGAUGGUGCCGCCGGAAGGCGGGAGCUCGGUCGUAGUAGGCAAACCAGAAACUAGAAAGAGGGCGAGAGAAGAUGACGGCGAGGAACUGCCUCCCAAUACAAGAAGAAAGACUGAGGGGAAACAGGUGUCUGGUAAACCAUCAAUAGCACCGGAAUUCGGGAUGGAUAAUUAUGAGCCCUUCAAUAAAAAGAAAACCAACCCGGUCUUCCCGCCUGACAUCCCAGAAGCUAGCCAGGAGAGCAGUAAGACAACCGGGGGAAAUACAAGAAACCAACCCAGGAGAAGGGGGGGUAAUAAGGGCAAGGGCAAGGGCAAGGGUAAGAAAUAA
Daldinia vernicosa is the source of this 1375-nucleotide messenger RNA. RefSeq lists its product as uncharacterized. The record is from RefSeq and is a predicted model, not a curated record. The transcript is spliced from 2 exons. Lineage: Eukaryota; Fungi; Ascomycota; Sordariomycetes; Xylariales; Hypoxylaceae. The coding region runs from base 176 to 1375 and encodes 399 amino acids.